AGUCAUACGGUCAGUCGCGUGUAAGGCCGUACGACAAGCGCGUGUUCAAUCUUCGUUUUGUUGAAAUUAACAAAAAAGUUUGAAGUGAUUCUAUAAAUCAAUUAAUCUUCUCUGAUAAAUAAUGGCUGAAGGUAAUAGUGAAACAGAAGCUAUGUCUCCAGAUUCCGCUAAAAAGAGCAGCAAGCCUAUAAUGGAAAAAAAGAGGCGAGCAAGAAUUAAUGCUUGUCUUUGCGAGUUGAAGGGUUUAUUAUUAGAUACUAUGAAAAAAGAAGGUGCCAGGCAUAAUAAAAUGGAGAAGGCUGAUAUUUUAGAAUAUACGGUUAGACAUCUAAGACAAAUUCAACGACAACAAUUUUCAGCCAUUGCCACAACAGAUCCAGCUGUUCUUAAUAAGUACUACGCUGGCUUUAAUGAAUGCACUAGCGAAGUUUCGAGAUAUUUAGCAAAUAUCGAUUCAGUUGAUGUUGAAAUAAGAUCCAGAUUAUUAGAGCAUCUUAGCAAUUGCAUGGCUGCUAGACGACCGGGAGAAGAAAGUACCCCUCGUAAAGAGCAACAAACCAAUUACGUUAUGAUUAAUAUGCCUCCCUCUGCUCAGAGAACAAUUGUAAUGCAAUUACCAGUUUUAGCAACUCCCACCUUAGAUCUUAAUAACAAUAAAGAGGAAACAACUAACUGCAGACGACCUUUUUCAGCACUCUCUUCCGACGGCGAGUCGUCACCAGUUAAACGCUUUAGAUUAGAUAACGAUGUGAGGUUAGAAGAUAAACCUUGGAGGCCGUGGUAAAAAGAAAAAAAAUAACAAAAAUAUUGAAAAAAAAUAUGACUUUCUUCUAAAUUUAACGAUAUUUGACAGAAAAGGUUAAAAGGAUCAGAAAAGAAAAAAAGAAAAUUGGAAAGAAAAUUUCCCGUUCGCCUUUCUACCCUGGAAAUAAUUUUCUUUCAUACCAUUUCAAAAACCUGAAUCAAUCUUUUAGAGUGUCUUUUGUUAAAGUGACGUCACCUAAAUAGUAUUGCCUUUUCAACCCACUCUUUUCUGUAUUACGAUCAUGUUUGCCAAAAUAAUAAGAAAAUAACUUUGAUCUUUACUUUUUUCUUCCUUAGUAAAAUAUUAAUUAAAUUUGUUUUUUAU
Molecule: messenger RNA, 1129 nt
Organism: Dimorphilus gyrociliatus
Lineage: Eukaryota; Metazoa; Annelida; Polychaeta; Dinophilidae
Source: the annotation of a GenBank genome assembly